AUGCCCUUGAGGGCACGAAUUAACUUUUUUCUUUCGAACCCGGAGGAGUCAAAUAUCGGCUGGCGACUGCAGCAGCUUCUAAUGGUGCUUCUGUUUAUCAACGUGUGCGCAAUGGCGAGUGAGACGGUUGAUGGACCGCGCUUCGGUAGCUCUGAUCCUGGAUAUCCCUAUAUGCCGGGCGAUAGCACGUUCAUCGCUGUUGAAGUACUGUUCUCGUUAUUUUUUGUCUUCGAGUUCGUCGCACGAUGGGUAACUGCACCUAGUCAGUCCCAGUUCUGGAGAUCAGUCUCGACGUGGAUAACACUCUUAGCGGCGAUAGCUGCAUUGCCCAGACUUUUAUUACUCGCGGCGGGGGCGGACACUGAGUUUGCAGAUGCGUUCAUGUUCAACUUGCGCAUCUUGCGCGCUAUCCGGCUUAUUGUCCUAGCCUACGUGUAUGUGGGGACGAAGGUGCUGUUCCAGGCAGCGGUAAAUUCCAUCGCUCCACUGACGAUUACGCUUUUCUUUUUGGUCACGGUUGUGAUGGUGUUUGCCACCGCCAUUUUCUAUGCUGAACCGUGUUAUGACCUGAAAACAUGCACCUUUACGGAUAUUCUAAACACCGGCUACUUCGUCAUGCUCACGGUUGCAACAGUGGGCUACGGGAGCCAAGUGCCAUCGCUUCACAAUGCUGGAUCGCUGAUACUCGUGUGCAUUGUUAUGAUUUUUGGAACGGUCUACUUUUCGAUGCCGCUCGCAAUUAUCGGUGUCAAGUACGAACUGGCGUGGGCCGAAUACGAAGAAUAUGCUGAGAAUUUAAAGCUGCCGCAGCAGAACCAACCGCAACGCGAGAAGAAGCGCACUUCUAAGCUUUCCGCGGACAUGUCCCGACGGCAGAUUAUUAACGCUCUUGCUGGAAGAAAUGACGACGACGAAUUGGAGAAAAUUGAGGCGCAUACCAUGAAAUACGCGAGCUCGAACACGUGCGAUCGGUUCUACCAGUUGUCGCAGUCGAUUUUGGAAGUGAAUGCCUCACUUCAACACAUAGUCUGCCCCCCUGCGGCUGCGACUGAUAUUCCGACGACUCUGGAGGCUGUGAUUCAAAGCACUAAGCGACGUAGUGACGAGGCUUCUCAUGCUUUAGAUGGCAUUAUGUCGGUCAUUAAACUCCACACUCGCGUGUGCUCAGAAGCGCACGAAUUGUUCUCUCGUGCUGUGAACAAAGUCCGCAUGUACACCAUCGUGCUCAGUAUCGCCGUGUUUUACUUGCAGACUACCUCGGAGCUUCAGAACACAGGAGUACGGACAUUUCUGUGCCAGCGCAACGUUCAUGCAUUCUGCGAUAGAUACGAUGAUCCGGGGUGUUAUGUGUUCAAGGAAGUAUCAGGGACGGGAUCCGGAUUAUCGGUCGAAGUGACAGAGCAGAUUGUUGAUUUCGACUGCGAGAUUGGGGAUCCAGAUGAGACCUGCUAUGCUUCGGGUGUGAACUUUGGCUCGAAGAAUUUCCCAGUAUCAUGCAGUGACGUUUUCCCGUCGGGUCCUGGCAUUACCUACGUAUGCAAUAGUCGACUUUGCAACCCCCCGGUGCAGUUCAUGUUCGACAUGGAGCCCUACUGGAUCUACUUCGAGUUUCUGUUUGGAUUUUUGUUCACGGUUGAGGUGGCGUUGCGCGUGUACGCCCACCCAGUGAGACGUCUUAUUUGGGCGGAUUUGAAAGUGCUUGCGAGUAUCCUCAUUUUGAUCCCGUUCUACGUCGAGGUGGUCGAGAUCAUGAUCGGAGAGUGGCCGACGUACUCGGUCAUACCAACAUUGCCCUCAUUUUUCUCGAUGGUUCGGUUCCUCAAGAGCCUUCGUAUUCUCAAGCUUGGCUCUCACAUUCCCGGGUCACGUGUGCUGAUUAGGACGGCGCAGCUUACGGUGGAACGGAUUGUAAUCCCGCUUUUCUUCCUGUUCUUGGGUUGUGUGGUCUCUGCAGCCGUUUUCUUCGAGCUUGAGCGCGGUACCGAAUGUUUUGUGGGGAAGAGCUGCAUGUGGUGGAGCAAGAACGUCUUAACUGCCGAGAUGUCGGAAGGAUUGCCCAUCGGCAAGCGCAUCUGCGUUCAAAACACCCUCGUCACUAUGAUGACGGAUAUGCUGCACUCGACGUGGUUCUCGCUCGUAAGCUUCACUACUGUCGGCUAUGGAGAUCUGUAUCCGCGCACAUCGCUGGGGAAAAUGGUCGAUAUCAUCGGCGUGAUCUUCAGUUCGUGCUACACCGCUAUGCCGCUCACGCUGGUCGGUGGCCAGUUCUACAUUUGCUACGAGCUGUACGCGCAGGAAAAGAUGCUCAAAAAGGUAAGUUUUCUGUUGGUAGUCGUGAAUGAGAGCACCUCUCAACUAAGGUGGUAUCUUAUUGAAUUACUCAGCGACGAGCUCAAAAGCAGAUCAAGCCGGACGAGUCUUCUGCAAUUGUUCGGAGUCUGA
Phytophthora sojae is the source of this 2442-nucleotide messenger RNA. RefSeq lists its product as hypothetical. The transcript is spliced from 6 exons. Gene Ontology annotation, biological process: potassium ion transmembrane transport. Gene Ontology annotation, cellular component: membrane. Bases 1 to 2442 code for a protein of 813 amino acids. Lineage: Eukaryota; Oomycota; Peronosporomycetes; Peronosporales; Peronosporaceae. Gene Ontology annotation, molecular function: voltage-gated potassium channel activity. The record is from RefSeq and is a predicted model, not a curated record.